Amblyraja radiata (thorny skate) is the source of this 2997-nucleotide messenger RNA. Its product is annotated as protein-glutamine gamma-glutamyltransferase 2-like. The transcript is spliced from 13 exons. Lineage: Eukaryota; Metazoa; Chordata; Chondrichthyes; Rajiformes; Rajidae. Gene Ontology annotation, molecular function: protein-glutamine gamma-glutamyltransferase activity. Bases 143 to 2218 code for a protein of 691 amino acids. Gene Ontology annotation, biological process: peptide cross-linking. The record is from RefSeq and is a predicted model, not a curated record.
GACAUCCCCUUUUCAGUACCUCUGGGCGUGGUAAUGUUUAAGUGAUGUUUAUGUGCUGAGCUAUAUAUAGGGAGAAGCAGUCACUGCUUUCUUAUCUGGAGUGUAAGAGUGAAAGAAAGAAAGAUCAUUUUGCAGCAAGAACAUGGCAACUGAUGGCAAGCUUGCUUCAAUUGGUGGGAAGUGCCAAGUUGACUUACAAUGUGCAGCAAAUAACAAGGCGCACAGAACCAUUGAGAUCAGCGAGAAGCGUCUGUUACUCAGAAGGGGACAAAGCUUCGAUAUUAAGGUGAUCUUCAAAGAUGGAUUCAAUCCUCAAAAGGAACGGAUAGAACUAGCUGUGGUGACAGGUCCAGAUCCUAAGGAAAAAGAAGGUAGCAAAAUAGUGUUUCCCUUUACAGAGGAAUUAAAUGAAAGAAGAUGGAGUGCAGUAAUUAAGUCUGUCACCAAAAAUGAAUUAAGCCUGACCAUCACAUCAUCGCCAAGAGCCAUCAUUGGUCGCUACUCCCUCAGUCUGCAGCAUGAUUAUAUGGACAUAUCCUACUUCCUUGGAAACUUUGUUCUACUCUUCAAUCCAUGGUGUGCAGGGGAUGAAGUUUAUCUCAACAGUGAUGUUCAGCGAAAAGAAUAUGUGCUGAAUGAAACUGGGACUAUUUACUAUGGUGGUAGUGACUACAUUUGUGAAAGAGACUGGAACUUUGGACAGUUUGAAGAAGAUAUUUUGGACAUCUGCCUGAAUCUAUUGGAUAAUGCCCCCAAAUAUUUAAAAAAACCAAGACACGAGCAUCUAAAAAGACGUUUUGCUGUUCAAGUUGCUCGAACUGUGUCUGCCAUGGUGAAUAGCGCCUCGGACCAAGGAGUUCUCCAGGGUAGAUGGAGUAGCCCAUAUACUGGUGGAGAGUAUCCAGGCAAAUGGAGUGGAAGUAUUGCCAUUCUUCGCCAAUGGCAAAAAAGUAAUUUCGAACCAGUUCGCUACGGGCAGUGCUGGGUGUUUGCAGCAGUGACUUGCACAGUUUUAAGGUCCUUGGGUAUUCCUACCCGUGUCGUCACCAACUUUGACUCUGCUCAUGAUACUGAUGCAAACCUGACCAUUGAUAACUACUAUAAUGUUGAAGGGGACGACAUAGGAGGUUCAUCUGAUAGUGUUUGGAAUUUUCACGUUUGGAAUGAGUGUUGGAUGGCCCGAAAUGAUUUGAACUCGGGAUUCGAUGGUUGGCAAGUUGUGGAUGCAACACCACAGGAGGAAAGUGACGGAACUUACUGCUGUGGUCCUGCUUCGGUGAGAGCCAUCAAAGAAGGAGAUCUGGAUUACAAGUAUGAUGCUCCAUUUGUUUUUGCUGAAGUGAAUGCACAACGUGCAAAUUGGCUGGUGUUUGCUGAUGGAACAAAGAUGAAGAUGGAUGUUGACGUUUUAAACGUUGGCCACUGUGUGAGCACCAAGAAGUGUGGAAAGGAUGAACGUGAGGAUAUCACACACUUAUACAAAUAUCCUGAUGGUUCCACGGAAGAAGCAGAAAUUUUUAAAAAGGCAAAAAUAGUAAUAGCCGAGCCAGCACCGGAGAAGACAUUAAAAGUAUCUCUGAAAGUUAACCCGCCUAUUUACCUCGGACAGACAGUUUCAGUCUCCGUGGUCGUUUCCAACAAGUCUUCAGAGGAAAAAGUCUGUACGGUCAAUUUUUGGGCUAAGAAAAGAAGGUAUCAUGGAAAUACAGAGAAAGAAAACAUCAAGAAAUUUAAAAAAGAGAUCACCAUUCCUGCUGUGGAAGAUAAGAUCAUUCCUUUGGAACUGAGCUACAAGGACUAUGGAACAUUUCCUGAUAUGUACUACCGGAUGAGGCUGAUAACUUAUGUAACUGAUAAAUUACCUGAAAACAAUGUAGCGACAAUGAAAGACAUUGGUCUGCUCAAUCCUCCUCUCACAAUUAAGAUGCUGAACUUUCAUGCUUAUGUGGGUGAAAAAGCACAUGUCGAGAUCAGCUUUACGAACCCUUUUGCUCUUCCACUGAAGAAAUGUUUUAUGACCAUUGAGGGAAACGGUCUGGUUGAUGAUCAAACAAGAGUAACGUUUGACGAUGUAAAGCGAAAUGCCCUUGCAAAAGUGGUGUGUGACUUUACUCCAAAAAAGCCAGGGCAAAGAAAACUACUGGUAGAUAUUGACUGCGACUUAAUGCAGAAUGUGAAAGGAUCUCUGAAGAUUGAUGUCCAAAAGAAGAAAGAAUGAAAAUAUUUCAAAAUGUCUUGUUUCAUUAUGUGAAUUUCUGGGACGUUCACAUGUUAGUCAGUUUACAUGUUUAAGUAUAUUGGCUACAAUUACAAUUUUUGAUCAGCUUUGACUGCUUUGGUGAAUGGUUUCAUGUUUAUGGGAAGUUUGUAUUGGAAUUUGCUUGAAAGAUGUCUAGCUUCCAUAUGGAGCAUAGAGAGAUUGGAGCAAGAUAAAUAGUAGUUAACAACACAAGGUCAUUAUGUCAUAAGUGAUGGGACCAGAAUUAUUCCUCGCACAGCAUCACAGAUAAUAACAUGCCUAUUAUAUUCAUUGUUGCCAGUGGAAUACUGCCGUGAGGUAAUUUGUAUCUUUGAUUGAACCGGUUUUAGAUUUUUGAAGGUGAAAGGAAAUAUUCUGUUUAUACUCUUUGAUAUUUGACAAUAUCACAAGCUAGUAAAACAUUUCUACUAUGAUAGCCAAUAUUAUUCUUUGCUUUUCCUCUGCCACUUUGCAUACAUUGCAUAUUUGAUUCUGAAGUUCUUUAAUUAAAUGGUCUCCUGUGCCAGUUUUUUGGAGCAAUGACUUCCAUUGGACUGAAUGGCAGAUGGAAUUUGGCAAUGUAGUACAGCAAAUGUAAUUCAUCUUUGCGCCUUGGUUCUAAACAUUUAAUCACCCGAUAGCAAGAGACAAUCUGCAAAUAGGGUAUAAUCAGUUCAUCAUACAAUGCCUUUGUGAUUUCUGUAACUGAAAUAUGUUACAAUUUGCAUGAAUUAAUAAAGUUGAUUUUGAAGUCUUUA